Ceutorhynchus assimilis (cabbage seed weevil) is the source of this 1934-nucleotide messenger RNA. Lineage: Eukaryota; Metazoa; Arthropoda; Insecta; Coleoptera; Curculionidae. The record is from the annotation of a GenBank genome assembly.
AAAGUACAAUGUCGGAUCACAGUUCAUCUGUUUACAAUAAUACUUGUUUGAAAGUGCCAAAAAAAUCGAAUACAGAGCGCUUCAAUCAAAAGUUUCUGAGUGAGUUGCAUAAUGAAGUGACGAAAAACUUUAAUGAUAGAAUGAAAGCCGACCUGAUGAAAUCGCCGCGCGGCGACGUUAGGAUGUUUAUCGAUUUUUUCGAUAGUAUUCCGGAAUACGAUGAUGUAAAUCAUUUGUCCAAUAAAGACUUCUAUAGGAAAUUGGAGAAUUUGAAAGAAAAACAGCGUGUAUUUUGCCAACGCAUGAAUAAUGAAUUAAAAUUUGCAACCAAAGAUACAACGUGUAUAGAUGACUUCAAAAACCGGCAUACUGACUACAAAAACUCUUCAGCCGUUGAUAAUGAAAACCCCAGAGUAUUCUGUGGCACUCCCACACCGAAGAAAUCAUCACAAGAAAGAUACCUUCCUGAUGAAAACUUGUCUUUAUCUGACAUGAUGUUAUCCAAACCACCGUCUCGAAGAUCUGUACGCAUCGAAACUCCCAGUAUGAAUUCUUCUCCUGAACUCACAUCAAAACAUCAUCAUCCUCCUCACAAGUGGCAGAACAUGCUGCUUGAAAACCGAAAGCAUCUUAAUCAUGAUUGGGAUGAGUUGGUCAAUGAUGAUUUGAAUUCUGUUGAAAAAACACCUCUACCACUGGAAACCAGAAGCGCUCCAAAUAGUCCCACACGCACAAGAAAAUGCAGUUUAGAAGAAUACGACGGUAUCACCGUACCGAGGCCUUUCAAAAUGACAGUUAGAGAUGAAGAGAAUAAGAUCGUUGACGAGUUGCUUCUAAAAAUUAAAGGCAAGGAGGAAAAGCCGCAUUUAUUUAAAGCUCACGAUGUACCCAUUGAAUCACAAAUUCCUUUGUUCGACAAAAUUAUGGAAGAUCAACACAAAAGGAGCCAAAAAGUGAAACAAAAAAGAAAAGCGGAUUUACAAGCUCAGAUGAGGCCAUUUUCAUUUACCCGGCGAGAUGAAGAGAUUCAAGAAUUGACAAAAACGUUUUCAAAAUCCUUACCGUGUGUUUAUUAUGACGACAUUCCGGUGAAAGUCAAAAAGUUUAGAGCCAAACCUAUACCCAGGAAUCUAUUUAGCAAUUACAUUUACAAAAAAAUGCACGAGGAUGAAUUUUAUAGGGCUCUCCAGAAAAAAGUGAGGGCGGAAGAAAUGCUCAAGCAAGCAUCUUUACCACCCUCCAUGGCCAAAAGAGAACACUCAAGAUCAAAAAUAGAUGUAUGUCCAAGAUCAUACCGUGAAUUAUAUAGUAGUGAGGAAAGGGAUACUCCAAUUAAAAAGCACAGACAUAAUUACAAGAAACAGAAAAGAAGAGUCCCAUCGGCAGUUAGUAGAAAUAGUACAGAAUCAAGAACUCCCUCUUCAUUGGACAUGUCAUCGAUUAACAGAUCUAAUUUGGCAGCAGUUUUAAGAAUACAGUCCGCUAAAAAACGAAUUGAAAUGGACAUAACUAGAAAACUGGAAGAAGCCAAGCUAAAAGAAGAAGCAAUAUGGCGUGAAAAGUUAAUGAGAAAAAAAUCCGUUUGGCAAGCCUUAGCGUAUAGUCAUGAAGAAGAUUUGGCAAUGAGGCUGCAACAGAGACGAGACGAAGAGAAACUUCGUAAUGAGGAACACAGACUAAGAAUGGAACUAAUGCUUGGCAGGGUAAAUCAACAACCAACAUUAUUUGAGAGGCAAUCUCAAAUUAAAUUUUCAAAACCAUUGGAACGUAAUGACUGUAAUGAGGAAUAUAAAUCUCUAAAAAAAAAUAAUAGAAAACCCCGUUCAAAAAGCAUGUCAAGCGGUUUUUCGGAUGCAAAGUCGGUAACCAAUAAAACAAUGAUCGAAAAAAACAGCUUACAAAGUGCGAAACAUAGUAUUAAAGAAUCUACUUAA